Messenger RNA from Bombina bombina (fire-bellied toad), 1940 nucleotides. Its product is annotated as oocyte zinc finger protein XlCOF7.1-like. The record is from RefSeq and is a predicted model, not a curated record. Gene Ontology annotation, molecular function: DNA-binding transcription factor activity, RNA polymerase II-specific; RNA polymerase II cis-regulatory region sequence-specific DNA binding. Lineage: Eukaryota; Metazoa; Chordata; Amphibia; Anura; Bombinatoridae. Bases 72 to 1346 code for a protein of 424 amino acids. The transcript has 8 exons. Gene Ontology annotation, biological process: regulation of transcription by RNA polymerase II.
GUUUUGUUUAGGAUGCGCGUGCGUGUGUUAAUAGCUCUAUAAGGUCUCAGUAUUACACAACCUCACUGACCAUGAACAAGAUGAAGAAGAAGCUGCCUGAGCAGAUCCUGAAUCACAUCCUGGAGAUUCUCUACCUGCUGACGGGGGAGCUUGUGACUAACUCACUGACAGUGAGUGACAUGACUGGGGACAAGGUGACAACAGAGAGGAUACUGACCCACACCCUGCAGAUCAUGUACCUGCUGACAAGGGAGGUGCCUAUAAAGUUUGAUAAUGUUGCCAUGUAUUUCUCUAUGGAGGAGUGGGAGUAUAUAGAGGGACACAAGGAACUUUACAAGGACGUCAUGAUGGAGUCUCACCAAGCACUAAGGACUAUGGAGAUCCCAGGAAACAAUAACUCAGAACUAACAGGUCACAGUGAUGACAAUCUAGACACAGGAGCCCAUAGAGAACUUGUACAGAAUAUUCAGCCAGUGAAGACCCUAUCAGAUGUCUUUGCAGGUGAAAACAAUGCUAAUGUUUCGCAUAUUACAGAAGAAACAGAAAAUCAGUGGCUAAGAAAUGUGCCUGAAGCUCCACAUCUGAAAAUAUGUGGCAAUAUUAAUUCAGGUGAUUUUAAGACUGAAGUUACACUUAAUGCCGAACAAACAUAUGAUCUGUAUGUAAAGAGUCAACUGGAAGCUGUGAAGCAGGAAAUCAGUGACAAUAUCAGUGCAAGUGAAUUUACAGACUGCAAUAAUCCUGGUCAUGAUCAAAGUGCUGAUACUUCUUCAAAUCUUCUUCAAAAUCAAAGAAGCCAUAUGGGAAAUUUAUAUUCUGAAUGUGGGAAAAGUUUUACCAGAAAAUCACUUCUUAAUAGACAUCAGAAAAUUCAUACAGAUGAGAAAGUAUUUCCAUGUUCUGACUGUGGGAAAUGUUUUACUCGAAAAUCACAUCUCAUUACGCAUCAUAAAAUUCAUACAGGAGAGAAACCAUUUUCAUGUUCUGAAUGUGGGAAAUGUUUUAAUCAUAAAUCAAAUCUUAUUAUGCAUCAGAAAAUGCAUACAGGAGAGAAAGCAUUUUCAUGUUAUGACUGUGGUAAAUGUUUUACUUGGAAAUCAGAUCUUAUUAGACAUCAGAAAAUUCAUACUGGAGAGAAAGCAUUUUCAUGUUCUCACUGUGGGAAAUGUUUUACUCAGAAAUCAAAUCUUAUUAGGCAUCAGAUAAUUCAUACUGGGGAAAAAGCAUUUUCAUGUUCUGAAUGUGGGAAAUCUUUUACCCUAAAAAGACAUCUUGUUACUCAUCAAAAAAUUCAUUUUAAAGGAAAUCAGUUAAAUCAGAGCUUAACCUCUUUAGUGCAUAAGUGACAGUCAUUAUCCGCACAAUGUAUAUUGUACUUUAUUAUGACUACAUGUCAUUUUCUGGGGGCCCACUUUUGAAGCGGGUUUAGGCCCCUUCUGCACCUUGUAAGGUGGCCCUGGGGGAUUGGGUGUCCCUAUAUAGUUUUCAAUAGUCAAGUGAUUGCAUGGUAUAAAAAGUGUUUAUUUAAAUAGAGGUUCAUGGAAGGAAGCCCCUAUGUACAGAUCAAAGUUAUAGAAAAAUAUCCUAAGGCCCUUAGGAUAAAUUAUCCUUUGAGAAGUAGGUAUUGUUAAGGACAUUAUAGUCAGAUGAUCACUGAGGUGAAAGUUUCCCUAGCUGGAAUUUAAAUUGACUAGGUGUACAGGGUGAAGACCCUAUGUUAUCAUCAAAAUUGUAAGAGGCCUUCAAAAGGCCUUGCCUGGAUUAGGAUAGCGAUACUGAACCCGCUAUUCUCAAUUUCUGCUUUUUUUUAUUUUUAUAAAGGUUACCAAAUACUUUUUUAGAUCCACAAAGUUUUGACUAUAGAAUUAAGAAAAGAAAUAACACAUUAUUGUUUACAACUUUGUUUAUUGAAAUUGUAAUAAAAAAUAAUUUUGUUCAAA